Linum trigynum is the source of this 3472-nucleotide messenger RNA. NCBI's taxonomy places the organism in Eukaryota, Viridiplantae, Streptophyta, Magnoliopsida, Malpighiales, Linaceae. The record is from the annotation of a GenBank genome assembly.
ACUAUGAUUUGGAGGAAUUUUCAUAGGUUUGAUGAAAAAUAUGUUUUAUAAGAGUUUAAAAAAAAAUUGAUCGAAAAUGACGGAGAACGUAACUGAUAUUGGGUUAAAAGUUAACCUAGAGUGAGUUCAUGUUAGAAACACAAAAUUUAUGGCCCCAUAUAAAUUAUAUCAUCAUAAAAUAUUAACUAUAAAAAAUAGUUAUAACAAUAAAUAAUUAAUGAUUUUAAACUAUCCCGGCCGUUGGCCGGGUACAAAGCUAGUUAAUAAAUAAAAAGGAAAGAAGGAAAUACAACACAAUUGGCUUAAAUAUAUUUUCAAUUUCGAGACCAGCCCCAAGUAAUCCCCCCUAUUUCCCCCUUUUUCUCCAAACCCUAAUUGCUGCGAGCGAACUCGAACUCUUACACACCAUUACCGAAUUCCUUCCCACUCUAGUAUCUCCUCUUCACACAGCUCUCCUUCCUCCUUAUCUCGAAUUACUUCCCUUCAAUUUGAUCUCACGAACUGAAAUAAAUCCUUCAAUUCCACCUCUUUCUUGCUCACACCCCGCCCAAUUUUGGGCUCUUUCUCCCCGCUUUGAAUUCUUCGUUUACCCGAUUUCCCCUCCGGUCAAUUCGUAUCUUAUACCCCUUUGCUUGUUGGGAUUCCUGGAAUUGGGCUGCUGCUGCUGUCGACUUAUCAUUCGUAUCGGAUCAAUGAUUUCGUAAUCUGGGGUUGCGGAAGAUCACUGUUGGAGGGAAGGAAGGAAGCGCGCGGUCUCCCAGCGUGUUGGGGGGUUUCUUAAAGUCGGGGGUUUUACUUACCAAGGUGCGGGAGACUACUCGCCAACGAACCAAAGUUGUGAUCUUUAUUGCUCGCCCGGUUGAAGAAUUUUCCGGGGAUCCAUGUCAAUGGUGUGCGUUUGAACUUCUCGUCAACUUUGUCCCAGUUUUGCGUGAAUGCAGCGUUCUUGGGUUCUUCUUUCAAUCUCAUUUGUCAGUUUCAAUCUGCGGUAUUGCUUCCGUUGUUGUGCUCUCGGAUGGAGCUCAGUCUAGUUCGUCGAGUUUCAGCCUAGGUUUUAAGAUUUGAAUGAGAUUGGAUCACCAGUAAGAGGAUAAAGGAACAUAGUUACUUCUUUCUGUAUGGUCGUAUGGAUGAACUGUGGACUUGUUGGUAGCUGAAAAUCAAAUUACAUUUCGAGUAAGUAGUCCUAGCCCAUGGAAGUAAGUUAAUAGAGCUCUUUGAUUUAUUGGUGAGAAGACUUUAUUUUGAUAGAAAAGGUCUCCUGGGUACUUACGAUGCUUUGCCUUGAGGCUGAAGCUGAACUCGUUUGAUAUGAUAUGAGGGAUAAUGUCACAUGUUUUGGAAAAACAACGUUGGAGAAAUCUUUAGCAAAAUGUCUCACUUUGAGCUUGACUGCUUUGGUUAUUGUCAUUUCACUAGCAUCCUGUAAUUGGUUGUCGGGGUUACUUCAGGAAAGGGAUAUCUCGUACAUUAUCAGAGUCUGGAUGCCAGCAGCUAGUUUUGUUUUACUCUUAAGCAUACUGACUGUACUUCUGUGUCCUGGCAUAUUUUGAAUGCAUUUGUAUGCAUUUCUGUUCAUUAACGUGAGCAUAAUGUUGUUAGAAAUGUGAGCUUUCAAGGGAUUGUAACACUAUGACAAUCAUUUUGCAGAUAGUGUAUCACUUACUAAGGAAACACUGAUACAUGGAUCCUGAGACCAAGAAGUUUGGAAGUGGACCAAGAGAGCUGACUGGUGCUAUUGAUCUUAUAAGUCAUUUCAAACUGUUACCCCAUCACGACUUCUUUUGCAAGAAAUCACUUCCCGUGUCAAUUGCCGACACACACUACCUUCAUAAUGUUGUUGGAGAUACCGAAAUCAGGAAAGGGGAUGGGAUGCAAUUGGACCAGCUUAUCCAGAAUAGUUACCAGCCAAGAGAUGGAAGUAUACGCAUACGACCAUUCGACCUUGAUUUGCUUAGGGAGGCCUUCCAACUGAAGGAAACCACUCCUGUAGAACUCCCUGCUUCGGAGAAGGGGACUCCUACAAUUGCAGGGAAAUCGAAGACUGAGUCGAAAGACAAGGAAAGAAAGCAUAAAAAGCACAGGGAUAAAGAUAAGGACAAGGAUAGAGAGCAUAAGAAGCACAAGCACCGUCAUAAAGACAAAGAUAAAGAUCGGAGCAAGGAUAAAGACAAGGAGAAGAAGAAAGACAAAAGUGGUCAUCACGAAUCUAACCCCGAGCACUCGAGAAAGCACCAUGAAAAGAAACGGAAACACGAUGGGGACGAAGAUCUAAAUGAUGUUCACAGACACAAGAAAAGUAAGCACAGGAGCUCAAAAAUCGAUGAAAUUGGCGCAAUUAAAGUAGCUGGCUGAAAAAUUAUUGGCAAUCCUAUUGUUCAUUGUUUUUGGAAGUGGUUAUUUAGAGUUUGGGAAAGGGUUUUGACUUCCAAGUUUUCAUAUUGGUGAGGUAAAUCCUCCUUUCCCUUGUUCUUGGAACUGAUUCUGCCUUUCCAAUUUAGAAUUGAAAUGAUCGUGAUGGUGAAUUUAGCAACAUCCUUCGCCAUGAGUUCAUACGACUUACUGCUUGCUGCUCCUUGUUGUGCAGGGUAGGUUCAGAACUGACUUGAGAGAAUUUGAGGGAAUGGUGAAUUCACCUAACUCCUGGAUAUUUAAUUAGGGUUCGUGCAAAAACAGAACUUUGUAUGAUGAUGAUAGUAGAUCUGGUACAGUGGGGGUGAUGAAAUAGGGCAAGACUCGGGUCACUUUCUUUUCUUUGCUUCGCUUUUUCGCUCUCCUCACUCAGGUUUUCUGGAUGUUUCAAAAGCAUGCAAACAUUUUUUCUUCCACUGUCUACGUUUAGAGUAGUGGUGGGCUGUAUUAGUGAUGUAUGGAUGUCUGAAGUCUGAACAUGUUGGAAUCUACAACCGUUAGGGGUUUUGGAGGGAGACCAAGGGGGGAUUGUAUAUACAGAAAGAAUGGAAAUCCAUUCUUACCCACGGGUGUGGCAAAUGAGUAAAAUUAUGUUUCUUCAAGAAAUGAAAUGUAAAGUGCAGCAGAUUUGGAUAACAGAUGAUGGAACUGUUGUAAGACUACAUGGUUGUGAGAAUGGAUAGGUAUGACCUGUUAUGGGGAAUGCUGUGGUUUAGUGCAGCUUCCUUGAUGUUGAACAAAUUGAGGAGCACCUAUGUAGUCUAAUGAAAAAAGACAUGAUCUUUGGUUGCCAGCUCAUACUUCCCGAGAUUAUCACUUUGAUUGGUUGGCUUGUAUAUCCUGAAUUAGGUGUCAUUUUGGUUAAAUUUGGUGGCUAUGAUGACAUCAUAAUCAGUUCUUUGAGAGAAACUGUUUUUAUAGGCAUCCUCGCGAACAAGGGUUUGUUCAAAUGGUGAUAUUAUUAGUUUCGAACCUGAAGAUUCUCGAUUCGAAUUUCUUUAUUAAUAUUUAAUAGUAAAAUCAAUAUAUAUCAGCCUUAUAAUGAAAAUAGCGUCUGAUU